UGGCUCUCAUUCUAGCCACCGCACUUGUGAGAUAGGUAGUUGUCCAUUGCCGACUAUCCGACUGGAGCGAGAGUGCAUGUAAACAUCAGGAGAAAAGAGUGAGCGAGAAAGUAGAAAUACAACGUAACGGGUGUGACAGAGAGAGAGGAAAGGAAGAAACUUGACCAACUAUGGCCGUAUCAGCAACUCCGCCGGUCCUUUCUCCAACCUCCACUCCGGUGUCUGGCAGCUUAUUCCGCUCCGAUCCGCUGUACACUAGCCCAGCCGAGUCCCCGCGACUGACAAGCAGCAUGAUCAAUUCUUUCAUCAGCAGCGGAGGAGGCGUUGGAGGAGGAAAUGGAAACGGCACAAGCGGCAAUAACGAGUGCAAAAUGGUUGAAGUGCACGGGGUCAAGGUAGCUUCGUUCAACGUGGAUGGUCAAGAACUCAUCUGCCUGCCGCAGGUCUUCGACCUCUUCUUGAAACAUCUGGUCGGGGGUCUGCAUACCGUCUACACCAAACUGAAGCGGCUGGAUAUAUGCCCCGUCGUGUGCACGGUGGAGCAGGUCCGGAUUCUGCGGGGGCUUGGGGCUAUUCAGCCUGGGGUGAAUCGCUGCAAACUCAUCACCCGCAAAGACUUCGAAGCGCUUUACAACGACUGCACCAACGCCAGCUCUAGACCAGGCCGCCCGCCGAAGCGUUCCCUGGGGGUAGCGAUGCAGGAAAGCUCCAGGCUCCUUCCCCACAGCGUCCACGGCCUACUGUCGCCCGGCCUCCUCUCCUCCAUGUCUCCCGGAGUAUUUAUGUGUUGUCCCGCAGGGCUGACUGCUGCGGCGAUGGCUGAGGCUAUGAAGCUACAGAAGAUGAAGCUGAUGGCCAUGAACAAUCUGCACGGAGCUGGCAGCCAGAACGGUACCGAGUCAGAGAACGACGAGCUCAACUCCAACGCAGGCGGCAGUGAGUCCUCCUGGGACAAAGAGAAGCUCCAGUCCCCCCCCUCCUCUGGUGCUGCCCACGGCCUCGGUCACGCAGGCCUGUCAGGGCAGCACGGUCUGACAAGCCCCCACCUCAGCUCCCUGCAGCAGAACCAUCUACUGGCUAACCGACUGGAUCUUCCCUUCAUGAUGAUGCCCCACCCCCUGCUGCCCGUCAGCCUGCCGCCUGCGUCUGUUGCCAUGGCAAUGAACCAGAUGAACCACCUGAACACCAUCGCCAACAUGGCCGCCGCAGCUCAAAUGCACAGCCCCUUGUCCAGAGCGGGAGCGUCUGUCAUCAAGUCUGACCCUCGGUCUCUGUGGCAGGAGUGCAUCCAGGACAGCCCCUCUCCGGCUCCUUCCAUGGAGGAAGGUCCCCGCCCGGGCUCGCAGCCCUCCUCGCACCCCAGCAGCAGUGCCUCGAGCUCCCCUGCCCCGCACCAACACAGCUCAGAUCGCUUGGUGAUGAAUCCCGUCGAUGGAGACCUUGGAGACAGAGAGGCUGGGAUCAACAUGAAGAAGAUGUUAAAAGACAAAGAUGAGGCCCAGUUGGCCCUGCCAAUGAUGAAGCCGGGCUUCGAGAAGAUGCCGCUGGGUGGGCAGACCCUGCCACCGGGCUUCCCCGCCCCCUUCCUCUUCGCGGACGGCCUCAACUCUGUGGAGACCCUACUGACCAACAUCCAGGCGGCACAGGGCCUGCUGAAGGUGGCGGUGGACAACGCCCGCGUGCAGGAGAAACAGGUCCAACAGGAGAGGAAGGAGCUCAAGAUGGAGCUCUAUAGAGAGAGGGAGAUGAGAGAGAGUCUGGAGAGACAGCUCACAUCCGAACUGCACAGCCGAGCCACCAUCCAGAAGCGCCUGAAGAAGGAGAAGAAGGCCAAGAGGAAACUGCAGGAGGCUCUGGAGUUCGAGUCCAAGCGUCGUGAACAGGUCGAGCAGGCACUCAAAACGGCUACCUCCGCAGAAAACCUCCGCAUGAGUCUCAAUGAGGCGAUGAUACCAGAGGUGGAACCGGAACAUAACGGCAGCCAGCAGGAGAACUCGGCCGUACAGGAGAACAGACCCUAUACCAAGCCUCCCAUUAUGUACUGAGACCUCCUGCUUCUCCAGACCAGGCCCAGGGCUGCCACUUCAGGCUUCCCAGAGACAAGAGCCCCUGGCUGGUAGAGGACGAGAGGAGAAGACAGGGGUUGACUGGAGGGAGGAACGGUCCCCAAAGCCUUCCCCUGAAACUUGUGUACAGGACUACAGAGAGAACGUGGUGGGGCGAGAGGCAACACUGGUGUGCCACUUAAUACUGCCUCAUCGCCUCGCUUCAGCUACUUGUAUAAAAAUCCCUCUAUUUUACUUGUUUUUGACUACUUUUGUUCAAGCCUCUUUGAGAAAAAAAAAAAGUAAGGACAAUUGAAAAUAAAACUCUGAUUUUUUUCUCUACUCCCUGGAAGCACAGUCAGAAGUCUUUUCCCCGUCCUGUAUCUCCCAAGUCUGAUUUCCUCUCGUUAUUAUUAUUGUUAUUAAUUAUUGUUGUUAUUAUUAUUAUUAUUAUUGUUGUUAUUAGUUGUUGAUUCCUCAAAUACCCCGGUAUCUCCCAAUAGCACAAGUCUUGCAGCGCAUAUAUAGGACAAUGCCUUCUUAAAGCUUACAAAUCUGGAGGAGGAUAUGAAAUGUCACCUUCAAGACGAAAUGUGCUUCUAUCCCUAAAUCGCCUUUUCCUUGUUGAGGAAAAGUGACUGAAACGGUUUUUGAAUUGUUAGACUUUUACAUUUUCCUCCCAAUUUUUUUCUGGGUGGAUGGGGGGUGGGGUGGUGGUUGUUGUUGAAAAAUGUCACUACUGGCUUUUGACUUAGGAAUGUGUCCUCUCCAAACCGCAUUGUUUCAGUGUUUUUGUUCUUCUUUAAGUGUGUUUUACUCAAAAGCUCAGUCUGGAUACAAAGAAAGAGAUAUUGAGGCAUGUCCUAUGAAGAACCUUCCCCUGUAUUGACUUCUGUUGCUCAGUGUUUAGUUCCAUUGCUGUUAAAAAUACAGUAUUUCAGUAACCUCUUCUGUUUUCCACCUCUUUUGUUUUUUAAAGACAUGUAAAAAAAAAAAAAUGCUUUAGCGUUUGCUAUUCUGACAUCGUAAUAAAGUGGAAACAUCUUUUGUGAAAAGGAAAAAAAAAAUGAAAAUGAAAUACCCCAAUGCACAUCUGAUGCAAGCAUGCAUGUAGAUACAACACUGGUAAAGUAACACUUCCUGGUUUAAAACAAGCUGCCAAUUCAAAUAUAUUUUUUACGAGUGUGGGGAAUUUCAUUAUGACCAUGAUCAGAAUCCAGGCAGCUACACUAUCUAACAUUGUUGACCUUGUUUUAAUGAAAAUAGUAUCACACUACAAACUUGCACAUAACACACAAAAGAAUAAAACCUAAUUCUGGACAUCUUGGUAGAUGUUUUUUUUUUGGUUUGUUUUUAGUAAUAAACUUCUAGAUUCAGA
This is a messenger RNA of Esox lucius (northern pike), 3423 nucleotides long. It is a transcript of the gene dacha, whose product is annotated as dachshund a. The transcript is spliced from 12 exons. The record is from RefSeq and is a predicted model, not a curated record. NCBI's taxonomy places the organism in Eukaryota, Metazoa, Chordata, Actinopteri, Esociformes, Esocidae. Bases 171 to 2045 code for a protein of 624 amino acids.